AUGACAGAAGAAACUUCAUCGGCGUUGCUUGAACAGCUCGUCUACAUAGAUAAUUAUAUGAACGGUGGUGGUGGAGCUUCUGAAAGUUCUAAUGCCACACCAAAUUUGGAUAUAGAUGGACAAUUAAGUUUAGACUUGGCUGCAUUUGCCGAUGAUUCAUUUAUAUUUCCAGAUGAAGAGAAACCAAUAAAACGUGAACGUGAAGAUGAUGAUGAACAUGAAGAUAAUCGUGGAUUUGGAAACUCGUCUAAUAGUCAUCACCAUAUUCAUGAUAAUUGGAAUAUAAAUCCUGGUAUUCAUGCUCAUCCAGGUCCAUCCAUUUUCAACAAUAAUAAUCUUCAUAAUAAUAAUAAUCAUACUGGGAAUGCCUUUGAUGGGUUACCUAUUGAUAACUUGGUUAAUAACCUACCUAAAUUUCCAGUACCACCCGGAGCCAAAUCUUCAUUACAAAGUGCCGGAUUAUCCCAGAAUCAAAUUGAUUUAUUAAGUGCUCUAGUGGCCCAACAUCAAACCAGUCUUGGAAAUUCAAUACCUCCUACCACUGCCGCAGCAGCUAGCUCUGCCAAUACGAUUGUGCCUACACCGAUGUCCAGCACUUCUUCCUCGGUAUCAUCUGCAUUCUCACCGCCAGCCCAUUCCCCUAUCAGACAACAUUCACAACUUUUCAUAAAUGAGGAUAAUAUGGGUGGUGCUGGGAUGACACCUACUUCAACAAUGUCCGGAAGUAGUUCCUUUACCUCGACUCCUGAUCCAAGUGAUUUAGAUAAAAGACGUAGAAAUACGGCUGCAAGUGCUAGAUUCAGGAUUAAGAAAAAGAUGAAGGAAAAAGAAAUGGAAUCGAGGAUACUGAAUCUUACGGAUACGAUAGGUAAUUUAGAGAAUAAAUUAGCACAAUUGGAGAUGGAGAAUAAGUUGUUGAGGAAUUUAAUUCUUGAAAAGGGGAGUCAAAAGGGUGAUGAUGAAGUUAAAUUAUUGAGAGAAAGAGCUAAGAGAGGAUAA
Messenger RNA from Hemisphaericaspora subhashii, 999 nucleotides. RefSeq names its product Met4p (gene MET4). Gene Ontology annotation, cellular component: nucleus; Cbf1-Met4-Met28 complex. The transcript has a single exon. The coding region runs from base 1 to 999 and encodes 332 amino acids. Gene Ontology annotation, biological process: regulation of transcription by RNA polymerase II. Gene Ontology annotation, molecular function: RNA polymerase II transcription regulatory region sequence-specific DNA binding; DNA-binding transcription activator activity, RNA polymerase II-specific. NCBI's taxonomy places the organism in Eukaryota, Fungi, Ascomycota, Pichiomycetes, Serinales, Debaryomycetaceae. The record is from RefSeq and is a predicted model, not a curated record.